Molecule: messenger RNA, 1396 nt
Organism: Chinchilla lanigera (long-tailed chinchilla)
Lineage: Eukaryota; Metazoa; Chordata; Mammalia; Rodentia; Chinchillidae
Gene: Myog
Product: myogenin (myogenic factor 4)
Exons: 3
Coding region: 54-728 (224 amino acids)
Biological process (GO): muscle organ development; positive regulation of myoblast differentiation; positive regulation of transcription by RNA polymerase II
Molecular function (GO): RNA polymerase II cis-regulatory region sequence-specific DNA binding; protein dimerization activity; DNA-binding transcription factor activity, RNA polymerase II-specific
Source: RefSeq, a predicted model, not a curated record
AGGGGCUGCAGGAGCUUGGGGGCCAGUGGCAGGAACAAGUCUUUUCCGACCCCAUGGAGCUGUAUGAGACAUCCCCCUACUUCUACCAGGAGCCCCGCUUCUAUGAUGGGGAAAACUACCUGCCUGUCCACCUCCAGGGUUUUGAGCCACCAGGCUAUGAGCGGACUGAGCUCAGCCUGAGCCCGGAGACCCAAGGGCCCCUGGAAGACAAGGGGCUUGGGACCCCCGAGCACUGUCCAGGCCAGUGCCUGCCGUGGGCAUGUAAGGUGUGUAAGAGGAAGUCGGUGUCUGUGGACCGGCGGAGGGCGGCCACACUGAGGGAGAAGCGCAGGCUCAAGAAGGUGAAUGAGGCCUUUGAGGCCCUGAAGAGGAGCACUCUGCUCAACCCCAACCAGCGGUUGCCCAAGGUGGAGAUCCUGCGCAGCGCCAUCCAGUACAUUGAGCGCCUGCAGGCCCUGCUCAGCUCCCUCAACCAGGAGGAGCGCGACCUGCGCUACAGAGGCGGGGGUGGGCCGCAGCCUGCGGUGCCCAGUGAAUGCAGCUCCCACAGUGCCUCCUGCAGUCCGGAGUGGGGCAGCGCACUGGAGUUCAGCCCCAACCCAGGUGAUCAUCUGCUGGCUGCUGACCCUACUGACGCCCACAAUCUGCACUCCCUCACCUCCAUCGUGGACAGCAUCACAGUGGAGGAUGUCUCUGUGGCCUUCCCAAAUGAAACUAUGCCUAACUGAGUGUCUGCCAGGCUGGGUGUUCAUGUGAGCCCCCAUGCUGGCCAUAGAUGCCACCACUUCUGCAGCAGGAGACUCUUCCACUAGCCUAUCCUGAUGCCGGGAAGAUAACCCUGGGCUGCCAUAGGCCAGACUAUCCCCCUCCUCAUCCAUAUAAGUUAACACACCGCUCAGCACAGGAAUGGAUGCGUUCACUUAGCUGACUCCUUAGAGCAGAGGCAUCCCCUUUCCAAGGAGGUACAGAUGGGGCCACAGAACUCCCUUGUGGAUGCUCCCUCCUCAGGAAACUCAGGAGUUUCCUUUUUAUCCUUUAACUCCAAUCUCUAAAUGAAACGGUUUGAGAGACAAAGACAGUAUCCUUACCUGGAUAAGAGUGCACAUCUCCUGUUCUGGUCUCUCCCUGAUGCCAGUGGCUGGGCUGGGCCUGCCCUGAACUGAGAGAAAGAAAGGGAGAGGAACAAUCCUUUGUUCCCAAGUUCCUGGGGGGCCAAGCUUUUGCAGUUAAUAUUGGGAACCUUCCAGUGGUUUUAUGUUUUGUUUUGUUUCGUGUGUUGUUUGUAAAGCUGCCAUCUGACCAAGGUCUCCUGUGCUGAAGAUGCCAGGGACAGGCAGGGAAAAGGGGGUGGGUCUUGGGGUGAUUUCUUUUGUUAACUAAGCAUCGUGUGGUUUUG